UAUCGCCGCUACUACUGAUAAUAACAAUCAUAAUCCUCUCACUGAUAAUCCUCUACCUCUCGUUUCUUCAGUAGCCGCCGCUACUACCAAUAAUUAUGAUGAUAAUCCUCUCGCUAAUAAUCCUCUACCUCUUACUUCUUUAGUGGCUGCCGCUACUACCGAUCAUAACAAUGAUAAUAACAAUAAUGACGAGCCUCUUGCACAUAAAUCUCCACCUCUCGUUUCUCCAGUAGCCGCCACUACUACCGAUUAUAACAAUGAUAAUAAUGAGUCUAAUAACAACCAUAACAAUCUUCUUAUUAAG
Molecule: messenger RNA, 304 nt
Organism: Dentiscutata erythropus
Lineage: Eukaryota; Fungi; Glomeromycota; Glomeromycetes; Diversisporales; Gigasporaceae
Source: the annotation of a GenBank genome assembly